Paramacrobiotus metropolitanus is the source of this 7647-nucleotide messenger RNA. RefSeq names its product CAD protein-like. Lineage: Eukaryota; Metazoa; Tardigrada; Eutardigrada; Parachela; Macrobiotidae. Gene Ontology annotation, cellular component: carbamoyl-phosphate synthase complex; cytoplasm. The record is from RefSeq and is a predicted model, not a curated record. Gene Ontology annotation, molecular function: carbamoyl-phosphate synthase (glutamine-hydrolyzing) activity; amino acid binding; aspartate carbamoyltransferase activity. The transcript has 22 exons. Gene Ontology annotation, biological process: L-glutamine metabolic process; L-arginine biosynthetic process; 'de novo' pyrimidine nucleobase biosynthetic process. Bases 489 to 7301 code for a protein of 2270 amino acids.
AGAAAAGUGUUCACUGCCUGUUGAAUAGUUUUCGUCGAUAAGAUCAGUCCUAAACUUGAUAGUCAAUCUUAAAACAUUUUGGAGUAGACCGAAAGUCUUUAUUUAGUUCUUUUUGGGCACAUUUAUGAAGCCAUUGGCAGUUGUCAUUCUGUCAUCUAGAUUGGCUCAUAGCGUGAAUUCACUUGCCACUUGGAGGCUGUGGAGUACGUGAAAUAUUGUUUGCUUUGGAUACCCUUCUUGUAUUACCUGAUUCCUCAGAACAUUUGUUUAUCUGGCAGUACGUCUUGCUUAAAGUCGACGCAGUAAUCGGGUUGCUGGUGCGUUCUACGAAAAUCUGCGUUGUCUCCGAGCAGUAGGGGCGAGUCAGGAGUAUCCGUGCGGUGAACGCACCGGCGAACUCGAGGAACCUUUUGCGGGUAUCCUCGUCGUUCUGAAGAGUGCCUGUGGAGUGAUUGCGCAUCUCUGUGGGUAUCGCGUGGUGGGUUAUUAUGGCGUCUACCGCCACCUUGUACCUAAAGGAUGGAAGCGUAUUUCGCGGGAAAGUUUUCGGCGAACCGCACGAUACUGAAGGCGAAAUUGUUUUCCAAACCGGAAUGGUCGGCUAUCCGGAAUCCCUGACCGAUCCAUCGUACCACCAACAGAUUCUGGUGUUGACGUAUCCAAUGAUCGGCAAUUAUGGAGUGCCGGAUGACAGCUGUGAUGAAUUCGGAUUAUCGCGAUGGUAUGAAUCCAAUAAAAUCUGGCCCAUUGGAUUGAUUAUCGGAGAGCUCAGCCAGCAUUUCAGCCACUGGAAUGCCCGCAAAUCGCUUGAUCAAUGGCUGAAAGAACAUAAAGUUGUCGGAAUCGAAGGCGUUGAUACGCGAUCUUUGACAAUGUGCCUGCGUGAACACGGAACGACUAUGGGCAAGAUCGUGCUGGGAGAUCGCAUACCAAAAAUGGUGUUCGAAGAUCAAAGAAUGCGGAAUUUAGUUGCCGAGGUCUCCAUUAAGAAACCAUCAGCUAAACUGAAUCCCACCGGAUCUCCACAUAUUGCCAUUCUGGACUGUGGUUUGAAAUACAACCAGCUGCGGUGUUUUCUUCGACGCGGCGCAUCCGUUCAGAUCUUUCCUUGGGACCAACCCAUUCUUCCUCUGCAGAAUUCGUUCGAUGGUCUGUUCAUUAGUAAUGGCCCGGGCGAUCCGCAGUUGUGUACUCCACUUAUCAGCAAUCUGCGGGCGUAUCUGGAACAGCCACAGAUUAAGCCGGUGUUCGGUAUUUGCAUGGGGCACCAGAUGCUGGCGUGGGCGGCUGGAGCGGAAACCAGAAAGAUGCUUUACGGAAAUCGGGGGCAUAACCAACCUUGCACACUUUCCGGUACGACCAGAUGCUACAUCACUAGCCAGAAUCAUGGCUACGAAGUGGAUGUAGAAAAAUUGAAGAGUGGAAGCGAAUGGAAAACGCUCUUUGUCAAUGCAAAUGAUAAGAGCAAUGAGGGCUUAAUCAACACCAAGAAGCCCGUGUUCUCUGUACAAUUCCACCCUGAGCAUAUGGCUGGACCAAGUGAUUUGGAGUGUCUCUUUGAUGUCUUUCUUAAUACCGUCCAUAAGUCCAAAAGUGGUGCGGCCUAUAGCGAUCUCAGUUUACCACAAGCGAUAGAUUCAGCUCUAAAGGCUCCUCCUCCACCCUAUCCUGUUUUUGCACAAAAACCGAAGAAGGUUUUAAUCUUGGGCUCCGGCGGUUUAAGCAUUGGACAGGCCGGUGAAUUUGAUUAUUCUGGGUCACAGGCCAUUAAAGCGCUGAAAGAAGAUGGUGUAUCCACAGUUCUGAUUAAUCCCAAUAUCGCUACGGUUCAGACUUCUAAAGGUCUGGCCACAGAUGUUUAUUUUCUACCAAUCACACCCGAUUACGUGGAGCAGGUAAUCAAGGCUGAAUGGCCGGAUGCCAUCAUGCUCAACUUUGGUGGACAAACGGCUCUGAACUGUGGGGUUAAACUGCAUGAUCCGGAUCCGAACCACCCAGAAAAGAAAAGCGUUCUGGAGAGAUACAAUGUCAAAGUUCUGGGCACUCCCGUCGAAGUAAUCAAAGAUACGGAAGAUCGGGAACUGUUCGCUUUGAAGCUGAAGGAAAUUGGAUACAGUGUAGCACCUUCGAAAACUGCCACGAGUGUGGCAGAAGGAGUACAAGCGGCGGAAGAAUUAACCUACCCAGUAUUGGUGCGGUCGGCUUACGCUUUGGGCGGACAAGGAUCUGGAUUCGCGAAUAACCGAGAGGAAUUUGAAGCGUUAGCCACGAAGGCUUUGGCACAAAGUUCGCAGAUCAUCGUGGAUAAAAGUUUGAAGGGAUGGAAGGAAGUGGAGUAUGAGAUCGUUCGAGACAAGUUCGACAACUGUAUUACUGUGUGUAAUAUGGAGAACGUCGACCCAUUAGGGAUUCACACCGGCGAGUCUAUCGUCGUUGCACCCAGUCAGACUUUGUCCAAUUCUGAGUACCAUCUGCUACGCCGUGCUGGUAUUGAAAUUAUCCGACACUUGGGUAUCGUCGGCGAGUGCAAUAUACAGUAUGCACUGGAUCCGUUAUCAGAAAAGUUUUACGUUGUGGAAGUCAACGCUCGUUUAUCGCGAAGUUCGGCACUGGCUAGCAAAGCAACAGGUUAUCCUUUGGCCUACAUUGCUGCCAAAGUGUCCAUGGGCCAUAGUUUGCCGGCACUGAUGAACAAGGUGACUGGUGGGAAGACCACAGCCUGCUUCGAGCCAAGUCUGGAUUACUGUGUUGUCAAAGUGCCUCGAUGGGAUUUGAACAAAUUUCGCCGCGUUUCUACAAAGAUCGGGAGCUCUAUGAAAAGCAUCGGAGAAGUAAUGGCGAUAGGACGUAACUUUGAAGAAGCCUUGCAGAAAGCUUUACGAAUGGUGGACGACCAUUUCAUGGGUUUCGACCCUGACGUGCACAAGUUAUCUGACGAUGAAUUGGAGAAUCCAACCGAUAAGCGCAUUUUCACCAUCGCCACAGCAUUGGCCAAAGGCUAUUCUGUUGACAAACUGCAUGACCUCACGAAAAUUGAUCGGUGGUUUUUGUACCGUAUGGAAGGAAUCAUUAAUUUUGGAGAUAAACUGAAAAAAUUAUCAACUGAUCGUUUCACGCGGGAUAUAAUGCUGGAAGCCAAACGUUUAGGUUUUUCGGAUAAGCAGAUUGCUAAGCUUGCACAUAGUACUGAAUCCGUGGUGCGAACAAGGCGUCUGGGUCUGAACAUUCAUCCCUUCGUCCGACAGAUUGAUACAGUAGCCGGAGAGUGGCCGGCGCACACCAACUAUUUGUAUUUGACUUACCAUGCGGAGCAGCAUGAUGUCGAUUUCAUACCCAACCGGAAGAAUCCCAUGGUCAUGGUAUUAGGUUCCGGAGUGUACCGCAUCGGAUCCAGUGUCGAGUUUGACUGCUGCGCGGUGGGCUGUCUUAGGAAUCUGCGAGAAAUGGGCCGCAGCACCAUAAUGGUCAACUGCAAUCCGGAAACAGUUUCCACGGAUUAUGACGAAUGUGAUCGACUGUAUUUCGAAGAAAUCAGUACUGAAGUUGUGAUGGAAAUAUAUAGCCUGGAAAAUCCCGAUGGGAUCAUUCUUAGCAUGGGCGGACAGCUGCCGAAUAAUAUUGCGACGGAUCUGAAUCGGAAUGGUGUCAGAAUUCUUGGUACGAGUGCCGAAUCAAUCGACAAUGCGGAAAAUCGCUUCAAAUUUUCGCGUAUGUUGGAUAGAAUUAAAAUCGAACAGCCCAAAUGGCGCACAUUAAGCAGUAUGGAGGAAGCUAAGGAGUUCUGCGAAGAAGCAGGAUAUCCGUGUCUGGUGCGACCGUCUUACGUACUUAGUGGAGCGGCGAUGAAUGUUGCCACGUCUGCCUCGAAUCUGGAGUUGUUUCUGCAACAAGCCGCUGCUGUGAGCAAGGAUCAUCCAGUUGUAAUCUCCAAGUUUAUUGAAGAAGCCAAAGAAAUCGAUGUGGAUGCCGUGGCGGCCAAUGGCCAGGUGGUAUGCAUGGCGGUAUCCGAGCACGUGGAGAAUGCCGGUGUUCAUAGUGGGGAUGCCACACUGGUAACACCACCGUAUGAUCUGAAUAAGGAAACACUGGAUCGUAUCAAAGGAAUCGUGCGCGAUAUUGGACGGGAACUGGAAGUUAAUGGGCCAUUUAAUUUGCAGUUGAUCGCGAAGGACAAUCAGUUGAAGGUCAUCGAGUGUAAUCUGCGUGUUUCUCGGUCCUUUCCCUUCGUUUCGAAAACUUUAGAUCACGAUUUCGUGUCAGUGGCGACCCGUGUGGCACUGGGUGAGCCCGUGGAAGCACAGGAUGUGAUUUUCGGGAAAGAUAAACGGGUUGGUGUGAAAGUGCCGAUGUUUUCCUUCUCCCGUCUGACGGACUGCGACGUGACAUUGGGGGUGGAGAUGUGUAGUACGGGUGAGGUUGCCUGCUACGGGAUCGAUCGGCACGAAGCUUUUAUGAAGGCCAUGAUUAGCAGCGGGUUCAGAUAUCCGCCGGCCAACGGAAAAAUCUUUCUCAGCUUUGGGAGCACGAAACUCAAAGAGGAAAUGCUGAAUAGUGUUCAAAAACUGAAAGGCAUGGGAUACCGUUUGUUCGGGAGUCAAGGCACCGCAGAAUACUAUACGAAUCGCAAUGUUCCUGUCACUCUUGUGGACUGGCCUUUCGAUGCAUCUUCCGGUUCUGUCCAGCAGUCGCAACAGCUGCAGGGCAUCGCCAGCUACCUACCAUCCAAAGAAUUCGACUUAGUGAUUAACUUGCCAGAUCGGAAAGGCGGAUCACCGCGCGUGUCCACGCUAAUACCGUCACAACAACCCACGCGAGGCUACCGGACUCGUCGGACUGCGGUGGAUUUUUCCACACCCCUGAUUACCGAUGUGAAAGUAGCCAAACUGAUGGUUGAAGCCAUGGAAAAGUUUCGCCGGCCACCCGAGUUGCGACGUCGGACGGAUUGUAUCACCAGUCGAAAUGUGAUGCGAUUGCCGGGAUUAAUUGAUGUCCAUGUUCAUUUGAGGGAACCGGGAGCGACACACAAGGAAGAUUUCGAAAGUGGCACAGCAGCCGCCUUGGCUGGUGGUGUGACAAUGGUGCUGUGCAUGCCCAAUACCAACCCCUCCAUUACGGACAGAAAGAGUCUGACGAUGGUGCAGAAGUUGGCCGCAGAAAAGGCACGAUGUGAUUACGGACUGUUUUUGGGUGCCAAUGAAGACAACGCGCCGGUUUUGCGAGAUCUGGCUCGUGAGGCAGUAGCACUGAAGAUGUACUUGAACGAAACAAAUUCAACACUUCUCCUGCCGGAUAUGACCUCGUGGAUGGCUCAUUUUCAAAAGUUCCCCAAGGACCGGCUGAUUUGCGUCCAUGCGGAAGGCCCCACUCUGGCAGCAGUUUUGUUGUAUGCGCAUUUGUACGACCGGCCAGUACAUUGCUGCCAUGUGAGCAGACGCGAUGAAAUCCUGUUGAUCAAAAAAGCAAAAGCGCAGGGAACGAAAGUUACUUGUGAAGUGGCACCACACCAUUUGUUUUUGACGCAAGAAGAUUUGCAAACCGAGCCGAUGAAAUGUCGUGGUGCAGUGAAGCCGCCGUUGGCUACGAGAGAGGAUCAGGAGGCACUGUGGACAAAUUUAGAUGUUAUUGAUUGUUUCGCUACCGACCACGCCCCCCAUACAGUUAGUGAAAAAGAGAGCAACAAAUCUCCACCAGGUUUUCCCGGUUUGGAAACCAUGCUUCCUCUCCUGCUGACCGCCGUUCACGAGGAACGUCUCACAUUGCAAGACAUUAUUACAAAGCUGUAUGACAAUCCGCGCCGGAUCUUCGGCCUUCCGGAACAACCGGACACGUACGUAGAAGUGGACUUGGAUGCGGAGUGGGUGAUUGGAGGACAGGGUGCACCGUUGUUCACCAAAUGCCAGUGGACGCCGUUCGAGGGCUGGUCUGUUCGGGGCAAAGUCAGACGUGUUCAUUUGCGCGGAGAGGAUGUUUUUGUGGAUGGGCAGUUGGUGGGUCAGCCGGGGUAUGGACGAGAUGUGCGUAGCGAUCGUUAUGACUUUGAAGUCACGCACCGCCCACGCUUGGAACGCGUAGCUACUCCGCAGGACUUCCAUUUGCCGAAUGGGUUUCCACCUGAAGCUACUCCCGGCUCAGCACCCGGCGAGUCUCCACAGAAAGCAGCGCGCUUUGGCCGAGAGCGAUCGCGAAUGUUGAGUGAAUCCAUGCCGGAUGUGAAUCAUCAGCUGGCUGCCAUGGAUGGAGUGGGUGGUUCGCGUUCCGCAUCGCCCCUCGUGCCGCUGCAUCCGGCGUUAAGUGUUACACCCUCAAUCAACGCCUUGCAACCUGUUCUAUCUAGCCACCAUGUCGUUUCUGUCAGCAUGUUCCAAAAACAGCAGCUGGCAGCUUUAUUUCGUUUGGCAAAAAAGUUCAAAGAUACCUUGCGGAAGAAUAUUAACGUGGAACCGUUGCUGGUUGGAAAAAUCAUGGCGUGCAUAUUUUAUGAAGCUAGCACCAGAACCAUGAACAGCUUCGCUGCGGCUAUGAUGCGCCUGGGCGGAAAUGUAUUGUAUGUCAAUCCGGAUACCUCGUCAGUGAAAAAAGGCGAAUCCCUCGAGGACACUGCCAGUAUGAUGGCCAGUUACUGUGACGUUGUUGUGCAGCGACAUUACUUGCCGGGUGCGGCAAAGAAAGCGGCGGAACGCUGUGGAUCCAAAGCGUUUAUAAACGCUGGGGACGGGGUCGGCGAGCAUCCGUCACAAGCGUUGCUGGACGUGUUUACCAUCUGGGACGAGAUCGGCACGGUGAACAAACUGAUUAUCACGAUGGUGGGCGACUUGAAGCACGGCCGCACCGUGCACUCAUUGGCUAAGCUGUUGACACUCUACCGCGUUCAGGAGGUGCGCUACCUCUGCCCCCCGGGUCUGGAGAUGCCGGAAGAGAUCAGAGAUUUCCUUACCGCCCGUGGUGUGACUCAGAAAACAUUUGAGAAUCUGGAAGAGGCCCUGCCUGAUACGAAUAUUCUCUACAUGACGCGAAUUCAACAGGAGCGCUUUGCGUCCGAGGCGGAGUACCGAGCGGCCUGUGGGAAAUUCAUCCUUACACCAGCGAUGAUGACGCAGGCGCUGGAGGAAGGACGAGAUGGACCGAAGAUGCGGGUGAUGCAUCCCCUGCCACGGUUGGAGGAAAUCGCCACAGAAGUGGAUAGCGAUCCGCGCGCGGCUUAUUUCCGGCAGGCUGAGAAUGGGCUUUAUGUGCGGAUGGCACUCUUGGUUGCGUUACUGAAAGGCCGGGAGGGCCUGGCGGCAAGCGGCGUUACGUUUUGAAAAGUAACCAUCGCUCUUAACGUCUUAGCUUUUUAAUGAUCCGUAUUAUUCCGUCUUCUGUGUGCUGCAUUCAGCAUGUUUAUCUGGUUCGCUGUGGUUCUUCAGUUCUGAAGAUUUUCGCGCAUAAUUUCUGCGAUGUUUUGGGCCCGCAUUAACUGGAAGAUAGGUGCAUAUUUUAAUAUUUUUGGUAGUUUGUGUCAGCUGUCAAAUUCGUUUACCUCGUUUAUGCUCUGUAUUAUAAAGUUGUAACUACUUGUGUUUGCUGUUGUGUUGUUUGUUUUUGACAUGGGAGACCUGCUGUUUCUGGUUUAGCCUCUCAGAAUAACUCUAUAAAUCAUGAAUGUGA